AUGGCCAAUCGAUGGCAAUUACCCGUCUCGCCGUCAUUCCAGCAAGAAGCUGGGGAGCGUAUGAUCGACUACGAAGAUGAAAUAUUCAUGGCGGCCCCCAGAAGCAAUCCCCAUGAGUUCGUGUCUAGUUCAAAGCAGGACAAUGGACUAGAGAAUCGCGUCGUGCUUGGGCUCGAUUAUGUCGCUGAGCACUACAAAGGCCUGUCAUACAUGCAACAGAAGACUAUAAGUGAGCUUGACUUCAACGACCUCGAGGUCUUCACGGGAUGGAGCGGCGGAAGCGGUAAUCCUAAGGUCCCUUCUGAAAUAUCCUACUCCAAGGCGACGAACCGGAGCCACCAGCAAGGCAAAGACGCCGAGCGGCAUAAACUCGUGCUCCACUGGACCAAGCUGGAGCUCGAGACUCGACGUCCCGCCACUGAGUUGGAGGCACUUCUGGAGGCUGUGCAGGGUCUGAGUCUCGUCAAGCGCCUGCGCGAGGUCGCAGAUGCCGAUAUCAACCAUGAAGCGCCGACACACUUGACUAAGAGUCCGUCGGAUAUUGUCAAGGAUUUCUUGCUCAAGAUUGCCCGACAGUACUACCUUCACAUGAAGGGACAUUCAUCUGCUUUGAUUGGGGGCCAAAUUCCACUCGACGUUGCUCUAACCCAUCCCGCUGAAUGGGGCUACGAGCCACUGAACAAGCUGUAUCGUGCUGCAAUGGGCGCCUUUCACAAGCAGAUGUACCCGACUCUUGGAAACGUUUACUUUGUUCCAGAACCAGAGGCUUGUGCCUUAUUUACGGUGCAACAGCUCAUCCGCAAUAAAGAGGACAGCCUCAUUCCUGGGGAGUGCUUCGUGAUCUGCGACGCCGGAGGUGGCACCGUGGAUCUAGCCACAUACCGAAUCGACAAGAUCAACCCCCUUGAGAUAUCAAGAGUUGCUCCUGGCACAGGAGCAUACUGCGGAGCUACUCUCAUCGACAGAGCUUUUAUCCGUUGGCUCAAGUCCAUCACAACAAACCUCGACAUUCUUGAUGACGAGAUUGGCACCGGGGGCCACUUUCUACUCACUCCUGAGAGAAAGACACUUCUCAACAGAUUCGAUCCCUUCAAACACCAGUUCACUGGGAGCGAAACCAAUAUCCUCACACUGGCAAGUGGGAUCCAAGUGAAGCCUGAAACGCCGGGCUUCAAGAAUGGCCUCCUUACCAUUGAUCCUGAUAGAAUGAAAGGAUUCUUUGACGAGUCCUUAAACGGAACUCUCAGACUCAUCGCAAAGCAAGUUGAGGGAGCCACAGUGAAGGGGGAGAUUGUCACGAAAGUCUUCAUGUCUGGCGGUCUGUCGCAAAGUGAAUAUCUCUUCAGGAGGGUACAAGAGUGGGCACGAAAUAACCCCAACGAAAUGGAAGUGACGCGACCUGAGGAGUGUUGGACGGCUGUAACGAAAGGCUCUGUUCUUCGUGUAAUGGGCCUCGGGGCAAGCCAGCCAACGGCAGUCAAAGAGUGUCCACGACACUACGGCAUCGCAGCAUCUGAGGUGUGGAGUCAGUGGCGGCACGGGGGUAAAGGUCAGAAGAGUCCCGUAAAGGAUCAAGUCCAUGGCCACAGAAUGGCCGUCGGCCAGAUCACCUGGCUGAUACGAAAGGGAGACGUGAUCCUCCCAGACAAAUCCAUCAAGAUGACACAGCCCGUCACUUGCGCCUUCAAGGAUGAUUAUUCUGGGAGCAGCAGCGCCGCAAGAAUCACAUUCUGUGCGACUACAAUGACUGAGGCUCCGACUACACUGCACCAGCUUCCAGAAGGUAAACCGCAACCUCAUGAGUCCAUACUCCGAACGAAGGCGGCUGACAACUGUUUAGCCAGCAAUGAGCUUCCCGUGCUAGAAGUGAAACUGGAUGAUUUGCCCUCAUCAUGUUUGUAG
This is a messenger RNA of Fusarium falciforme, 1902 nucleotides long. RefSeq lists its product as hypothetical. Lineage: Eukaryota; Fungi; Ascomycota; Sordariomycetes; Hypocreales; Nectriaceae. The record is from RefSeq and is a predicted model, not a curated record. The coding region runs from base 1 to 1902 and encodes 633 amino acids. The transcript is spliced from 8 exons.